CUUCCCUCCUUUCUUCCUCAUCAAAUAUUUCUAUCCUUCUCCUAUUUCUUGUUCUUUCCUCAGAGUUUCUUCUCUCUGCAUCAACAAUGGCUGAUGUUUCCUCUGCUAAUUUGGUUAACAAUGGGAAUGAGCUUAUUGAGAAGGGUCAUUCUUUAAAUGGGUAUCGAAAAAGCUGUUGGUAUGAAGAAGAAAUUGAAGAGAAUUUAAGAUGGUCCUUCGCUCUUAAUAGUAUACUACAUACUGGAGCUUCUCAGUAUCAAGAUAUCGCGUUACUCGACACAAAGCCAUUCGGGAAGGCGUUGGUUAUCGAUGGAAAACUACAGAGUGCAGAAACUGAUGAAUUCAUUUACCAUGAAUGCCUUGUUCACCCUGCACUUCUCCAUCAUCCCAAUCCAAAGUCCAUUUUUAUCAUGGGAGGAGGUGAAGGCUCCACAGCAAGAGAACUACUUAGACAUAAGACUGUGGAGAAAGUGGUAAUGUGUGACAUCGAUGAGGAAGUUGUUGAUUUCUGCAAGUCAUACCUGAUAGUAAACAAAGAAGCUUUCUGUGAUCCAAGACUUGAACUUAUCAUUAACGAUGCCAGAGCGGAGCUUGAGAAUCGAACUGAGCUAUACGACGUAAUUGUUGGUGAUCUCGCAGACCCAAUCGAGGGUGGUCCUUGUUAUAAACUCUAUACCAAAUCUUUCUAUGAGUAUACUGUGAAGCCUAGAUUGAAGCAAGAUGGCAUAUUUAUCACUCAGGCUGGUCCAGCUGGAAUUUUCAGCCAUACUGAAGUGUUUUCCUGCAUCUACAAUACUCUAAAGCAAGUUUUUAAAUAUGUGGUGCCUUAUUCUGCCCAUAUUCCUUCCUUUGCUGAUACUUGGGGUUGGGUUAUGGCCUCAGACACCCCUUUCAAUCUGAAUGCUGAUGAUUUGGACCAGAGAAUCAAACAAAGAAUCACAGGGGAAAACAAGUACUUUGAUGGAAAAACAUUCUCAUCUGCCUCUACAUUAAGCAAAGCAGUUCGGAAGUCACUGGACAACGAGACGCAAGUGUACACGGAAGAAACAGCGAGGUUCAUAUAUGGAUAUGGAGCUGAAGCCUGCAAGCUCAACCAAGUCUGAUAGCUUUUGAUAAAGAGAGGGGAAAGAGAAGAAGAAAGAAAGGGCCCCUAAAUAAGAGACUAUAGGAAUCCAUCAUGUUAGCCUAGAAAUGAAACAAAAUCUCCUCUAGCCACUUUUUUUUUUGUUCCCUCCCUUUCUUUGUGUAUUGUUUUUUUUCUUUUUUUUUUUUAGUUUUGUUUUCUUAUUGUUUGUGUAGUGACUUUAAAGUUACAAAUAUAGUAGUAAUUAAAAGAGGGGCUUUUAGCUUAUAUAUUUAUUUAUUUUAUUAUUA
Molecule: messenger RNA, 1374 nt
Organism: Cucumis sativus (cucumber)
Lineage: Eukaryota; Viridiplantae; Streptophyta; Magnoliopsida; Cucurbitales; Cucurbitaceae
Product: thermospermine synthase ACAULIS5
Exons: 9
Coding region: 87-1103 (338 amino acids)
Biological process (GO): polyamine biosynthetic process
Molecular function (GO): thermospermine synthase activity
Source: RefSeq, a predicted model, not a curated record